Mus caroli (Ryukyu mouse) is the source of this 1113-nucleotide messenger RNA. It is a transcript of the gene Cplx2, whose product is annotated as complexin 2. Gene Ontology annotation, biological process: regulation of neurotransmitter secretion; neurotransmitter transport; synaptic vesicle exocytosis. Gene Ontology annotation, molecular function: syntaxin binding. Lineage: Eukaryota; Metazoa; Chordata; Mammalia; Rodentia; Muridae. Gene Ontology annotation, cellular component: terminal bouton; SNARE complex. The record is from RefSeq and is a predicted model, not a curated record.
CUUCUGCCACUCGCUGUUGUCCCAGCAGCCAGCCCCCGCCUCCCUUCUCAGGAAGCUCGGGUCUCCCUGGGAGCCCGGCUGCCCUUGGGGGAGGCCUCUGAGCUGUGUGCCCUGCAGCUCCGCCAGCUUUCGGGGUGACAUUAGAGGGGCUCUGCGCCCCCCGCGUGGCUCGCGGCUAAGCCCAACAGGAGGGAGCCUCUCCGCGGAGGAGUGAGGAGGACGGGAGGGAGAGGCGCGCCAGAUCCUCGGUCCCGGGCGCCCUGGUCGGCCGCGGAGGAACUGCAGCCUCCAACAGGGAGUUAAGCAUCUCUGCCGUGCUAUCUACUCUGCUUGGUGUCUGACUCUCCUGCAUCCCAGCUCGUCCAGGAAGCACAGGUGGGCUCAUUUCCCAAAGGCAGACCAGCCAGGAGUGCUGAAUGCGAAUUCAGCCACGGGCUAGAGAGCAUUAACCAAAGCCUGCAGGAUGGACUUCGUCAUGAAGCAAGCCCUCGGAGGGGCCACCAAGGACAUGGGGAAGAUGCUGGGGGGAGAGGAGGAGAAGGACCCAGACGCACAGAAGAAGGAGGAGGAGCGGCAGGAGGCCCUGAGGCAGCAGGAGGAAGAGCGCAAGGCGAAACACGCCCGCAUGGAAGCCGAGCGCGAGAAGGUCCGGCAGCAGAUCCGAGACAAGUAUGGGCUGAAGAAGAAGGAAGAGAAAGAGGCAGAGGAGAAGGCAGCCCUGGAGCAGCCCUGUGAGGGAAGCCUGACCCGACCCAAGAAGGCCAUCCCUGCAGGCUGUGGGGACGAGGAGGAGGAGGAAGAGGAGAGCAUCCUGGACACAGUGCUCAAAUAUCUGCCAGGGCCGCUGCAGGACAUGUUCAAGAAGUAACCCGCCCUCCUCUGGCCCCUUCCACGUUAGGAUUUUUUUUUUUUUUUUUUUGUGUGUGUGUGUUCUUAGUCUUUCUUUUCUUUUUAUUCAGUUAAGUCUCAGUUCCAAAGGGGAAAACCUUAGUCGACCUCUGCCCCUUACCCUAGUCAAGGACUCCUCCCCUCUGCAGUCCCUGACAGACCCUUCAUCCCAGGGUUUCUAGUCCUGUUUCACUCCCAAGUAGCUUGAAAAAAGGAGGAGGAGGA